Messenger RNA from Carassius gibelio (silver crucian carp), 4784 nucleotides. It is a transcript of the gene kif5ab, whose product is annotated as kinesin family member 5A, b. Gene Ontology annotation, molecular function: ATP binding; microtubule binding; microtubule motor activity. The coding region runs from base 281 to 3262 and encodes 993 amino acids. The transcript has 29 exons. Gene Ontology annotation, biological process: microtubule-based movement. The record is from RefSeq and is a predicted model, not a curated record. Lineage: Eukaryota; Metazoa; Chordata; Actinopteri; Cypriniformes; Cyprinidae.
CAGCAUCACGCUGCACUUCUGCAGCACUAACACUCACAGCACAACCUCGAGAGAGAUUCACAGAAACACUCUUGACUUCACUAUCAUCCUCGCGGGCUUUAACGACGGAUUCGAUUCGCAAGAUGCUUUGAUUCGCAGAAGAUUCAUUCGGAUCAAUCCUCCCUAUUGUCUCGCCUGUCUAUAAACGCCAUUCAUCUACAGAGGACAGCGCGAGUUACUCAUCGAGCAGAAGAGAAACGCAUUGUUGUAUCUGAAGGCGGCUUUAGUGCAGCAUCGCAGGAUGGCUGAUGUCAGCACAGAAUGCAACAUCAGGGUGUUGUGUCGCUUCAGACCCCUGAACCAAUCCGAGAUCCUCCGAGCGGACAAAUACAUCCCCACCUUUCAAGGAGACGACACUGUCAUCAUCGGGGGCAAGCCGUAUGUUUUUGACAAAGUCUUUCCCACAAACUGCACACAGGAGCAGGUGUAUAACACGUGUGCCAAACAGAUUGUCAAAGAUGUUCUGGAAGGUUAUAACGGCACCAUCUUUGCGUACGGACAGACGUCGUCUGGUAAAACCUACACUAUGGAGGGAAAACUGCAUGAUCCGGACGGAAGGGGAAUCAUCCCGAGGAUCGCUGAAGACAUUUUUAACCACAUUUACACCAUGGAUGAAAACCUGGAGUUCCACAUUAAGGUUUCCUAUUUCGAAAUCUACAUGGAUAAAAUCCGUGACCUACUUGACGUGAGUAAGACAAACCUGUCCGUGCAUGAAGACAAGAACCGAGUUCCCUAUGUGAAGGGAUGUACUGAACGUUUCGUCUCCAGUCCUGAAGAAGUGAUGGAUGUCAUUGAUGAAGGCAAAGCCAACCGCCAUGUUGCUGUUACAAAUAUGAAUGAGCACAGCUCCAGGAGCCACAGCAUAUUCCUCAUCAACAUCAAGCAGGAGCAUGUGGAGACCGAGCAGAAGCUCUGUGGGAAACUUUACCUGGUGGACCUGGCCGGGAGCGAGAAGGUGAGUAAGACCGGUGCAGAAGGAGCCGUUCUGGAUGAAGCCAAAAACAUCAACAAGUCUCUGUCUGCGCUGGGGAACGUCAUAUCAGCUCUGGCCGAAGGAACCAAGACUCACGUACCGUACCGAGACAGUAAGAUGACGCGGAUCCUGCAGGACUCUCUGGGAGGAAACUGUAGAACCACGAUGUUCAUCUGCUGCUCACCUUCAGCCUUCAACGACGCAGAGACCAAAUCCACCCUGAUGUUCGGACAACGGGCAAAGACCAUCAAGAACACGGCGUCUGUGAACCUGGAGCUGACGGCAGAGCAGUGGAAGAGGAAAUAUGAGAAAGAGAAGGAGAAGAACAAGAACCUGAAAGAGAACAUCCAGAGACUGGAGGCGGAGCUUAACCGCUGGCACAACGGUGAGUCUGUCACGCCGCUGGAUCUCAUGGCUGUGAUUCCUGUUGAAUCUGACGUCAGUGAAGACGCAGCUUUAGACAAUCAGAGUCUCGACGUGUGUGAGCGAAUCCCAGAGGAACACAAGCUCAAAUAUGAGGAAGAGAUACGCAAACUCUACAAACAGCUUGACGACAAGGACGAUGAGAUUAAUCUACAGUGUCAGCUGGUGGAAAAACUGAAGGAGCAAAUGCUGGAUCAAGAAGAGCUGCUAGCUUCGUCGCGUGGAGACAGUGAGCGUGUUCAGUGUGAGUUGAGUCGUCUUCAAGCGGACAGCGACAGCGCAAAGACCGAGGUGAAGGAGGUUCUGCAGGCGCUGGAGGAACUGGCUCUGAACUACGACCAGAAGAGUCAGGAGGCUGAAGACACGAGGAUCCACAACAGACGCCUCAUCGAGGAGCUGUCGCACAAAACCUCGGAUCUGAUGUGUUUGGAGGCGGAGUUUUCCCGGCUACAGGAAGUGAGCAGCCAGCAGAGGAAGCGCAUCACUGAGGUGUUAAACACUCUGAUGAAGGAUCUGAAUGACUUCAGCUUCAUCCUGGGAAACGGAGAGCUCAGACUGCCGUGUGACCUGUCCGGUGUGCUGGAGGAGGAGUACGCCGUGGUGUGUGUGUAUUUGAGCAAAGUGAAGUCUGAGCUGAAGUCAGUGGUGAAACGCUGCGGACAACUGGAGGCUUUACAGAACGACUGUCACCGAAAGAUGGAGGAGACCGGCAGAGAACUGUCCUCCUGUCAGCUGCUCAUAUCACAGCAUGAAGCGAAGAUCCGCUCUCUGACUGAAUACAUGCAGAAUGUGGAGCUCAAGAAACGACAGCUGGAGGAAAAUUAUGACUGUCUGAGUGAAGAACUCGCCAAACUACAGACCGCAGAAAGUGCUCAGGAUAAUCCGCAGGACCCAGACGAGUCUGGAAGCAGAAAGGCAACAGACGCUCAUCGUGAGCCGCAGCACAAGCAGCUCGGCCGACUGCGUGACGACAUCAACCACAAACAGAAGAUCAUCGACGAGCUCAAAGAUGAUAACCAGAGGCUGUGUCUGCAGCUGGAGCAGAUGAGCGUGGAGUUCAGUGUCCUGAAGAAGCGCGAGCAGGAGAAGAGCCGACAGCUGGAGGAGCUCCGAUAUCUGCAUGAACGUCAGGAGCAGACCAGGAAGGACAUGAAGGGUCUGGAGGAGACCGUCGCUCGUGAACUGCAGACGCUCCACAAUCUGAGGAAGCUGUUCGUUCAAGACCUGACGACUCGAGUGAAGCGGAGCUCUGAGCUGGAGCUGGAUGACAGCGGAGGAUGCUCCACACAGAAACAGAAGAUCUCCUUCCUCGAGAACAACCUGGAACAGCUGACAAAAGUCCACAAACAGCUGGUUCGUGAUAAUGCAGAUCUGCGCUGUGAGCUUCCGAAGCUGGAGAAGCGUCUUCGCUCCACGGCGGACCGGGUUCGAUCUCUGGAAGACGCUCUGACAGACGCUAAAGAAGGAGCCAUGAAGGACCGCCGGAGAUACCAGCAGGAGGUGGAGCGGAUCAAAGACGCCAUGAGGGUCAGGAACGGCUUCCGACGGCCUCACGCUGCACUCAUCGCCAAACCGAUUCGCCCAGGACAUUACCCCGCCUCCUUAUCCACCAAUCACAUGUUCGUGCGCAGCAGGGAUCAGCCAAUCACGUUCAGCAAUGCCAUGUUCAACAGCGACACUGAAAAACCAGUGAAGAAGGCGCUGUCGGAGGCCACACACAAACCCAACAUCAACAACGAUGCCACAGAUGUGAAUGAGAACAGCGAUGAGACAGCAGAACAUCUCCAGCACACACACACACUUCAAGAGCAGCGCGCCGCCUGCUGAACACACAGGCGACCUGUUCUUCUGAAUCUUUCUCUGUUUAUUUGCAUGUUGCCUGCAGAUCCAGUGAUGAAUAUGAACUCGUCUGUCAUGAAACCUCGGAUCGAAGUGAACUGAAAACUCAAAUGAAACGAGUUUUCAAUAAACCAUUUUCCACAAGCCUUUAAACCAAUUACUACCUACUCUUUUUAAAGAAAUAAUUAUUAGGAAUUAGUAAAAACUACAUAGACAGUGAAAGUAAUUAAAUAAUUUAAUUUAAUAAUUUUAUUUUAAUUUAAUUUAAUAAUUUAAAUUGAUAAGAUUAACCUAAACAUUAAAAAAAAAAAAAAUUGCGCAUUUAAUUUAAUAAAAAAUUUCUAAGUGUUAAAAUUAAAUAAUUAAUUUAAAUUCACAAUCAAAUUAAAAUGAGUGAUUUAAUUCAAUAAUUACAUUUAAUUUGAAUAAGCUUUUAUAAUGCAUUAAUAAAUGUGGCCCGAUUAAAAGAUUGCAUUAAUGAUUAAAUUAGAAUUCAAUAAAAUAAUUUAUCUUUUAUUAAAAAUAAAAUCCUAUACAAUGCAUUGAUGAAUUUAUCCAUGCAUAUGACUAUUUUAAUGAAAAAUAAGCAUUUGAAAUCAAUUCUUUAUACGGUAUCAGUAGAAAUAUAUGAUAAAUAAACCCAGAAACGGCGUAUGAUGGUGUUCGUCAAUGCUGACAUUAAUGUGAUGUUAUGAUGAAAUCCCGUAGCUUUUUUUAUGUAGCUGUAACUAUUUUUAUACUCAUAUUUAAAUGACAAAAUAGCUUUUGUGGGCCGGUGUGUUUGGUAUGCGCUGAUUUGUAUGCAUUAUUUAUGUUAUUAGUAUCACUCUAUAAAGAAAACAACUAUUAUUUUACCAAAUAAUAACAAACUCUAGAGAGAGACUUUGACAUUAAAUAUAAAAGUGCAAGUCAGAUUGAGAAAUGAUCAACUUCUAAACUCGUGUGAUCAGACACAUCAGUAAGUGUGACCUCUGAUCACAUGACCUAGGGUCUCCUGCUUUGAGUCUGACCUUUGACCUCUCUACAUCUCCUGAUCUGCCAUUCAGGAUGAGACGGAGUCAGACGGAGAGUAAAAAUGUAGAUUUCUCUGUAACAAUUCUAGACAUUCUGCACCAUGAAUAAAAAUAUAAAUAAAUUUCAGCCUAUUUAAAAGUUGUAUUAUAUUUUAAAAACUAUAUAUGAAAUUAUUAUACAUAGGUUAUAAUUUAAGUGUUGCAUUUUUUUAUUAACAAGUCCAUAACUCUAUGAAGACUUCAUGCAGAGCUCCAGAAGAUCUCAAGCUGGUUUUAAAAGCCUCAUCUAAAUGUGAAUAACGCUGAGGAUCUUUAUAGGACACGAGGAUGUGUUAGAAUCUGUUUUUUGUGCUUGGUUUUUGUCGUGCAUGAAGGACAAAGGGCCUGUGCUAGAACUUGACAUUAAAAACCUCUCAUUAAAGAGAAUCACGUCUGUGUUUUUAUGACUAUAUCUGUUGCUAUUAAAAAGUUGCAAUAAAGAGAAUCCAGUCCAUGAA